CUGUACAUACAUCCAAGCAAUGCUGCCGUCCUUCUCCCCGGCGGCCACCGCGGCGGCGACGCCCCCUCGCCCCAUCCCGGGCGGCUACGGUAUCCCCGUGCUCGGCCCGCUCCGCGACCGCCUGGACUACUUCUGGUUCCAGGGGCCCGAGGAGUUCUUCCGCCGCCGCGCCGCCCAGCACCGGAGCACGGUGUUCCGGGCCAACAUCCCGCCCACGUUCCCCUUCUUCCUCGGCGUCGACCCGCGCGUGGUCGCCAUCGUCGACACCGCCGCCUUCACGGCGCUCUUCGACAACACCCUCGUCGACAAGCGCGACUGCCUCAUCGGGCCCUACAACCCAUCCGACUCCUUCACCGGCGGCACCCGCGUGGGCGUGUACCUGGACACGGAGGAGCCCGAGCACGCCCGCACCAAGGCAUACUCCAUGGAACUCCUCCGCCGCAGCUCCCGCGUCUGGGCCCCCGAGUUCCUCGCCGGCGUCGACACCAUGCUCACCGCCGUCGAGUCGGACCUCGCCGCCGGCAAGGAAGGCGGCGCCAGCUACCUGGUCCCGCUGCAGCAGUGCAUCUUCCGGUUCCUGUGCAAGGCGGUGACCGGCGCGGACCCGGCGGCGGAGAGCCUCGUCGACCGCUUCGGGUUCUACAUCCUGGACGUGUGGCUGGGCCUCCAGCUGGUGCCGACGCAGAAGGUCGGCGCCAUCCCGCAGCCGCUGGAGGAGCUCCUCCUGCACUCCUUCCCGUUCCCCUCCAUCAUCGUCAAGCCAGGCUACGACAUACUCUACCGCUUCAUCGAGAAGCACGGCGCGGAGGCCGUCGCCGUCGGGGUGGACAGUCACGGGCUCACCGUCAAGGACGCCGUCAACAACAUCCUCUUCGUGCUCGGCUUCAACGCCUUCGGCGGCUUCUCCGUCUUCCUCCCCUUCCUCGUGCUCGAGAUCGGCAAGGCCGACGCGGGCGCGCUCCGGACCCGGCUCCGGGACGAGGUCCGCGCCGCGCUGGAGGAGACCGGCGGAGAGGUCGGGUUCGCGGCGGUGGCCAAGGGGAGGAUGCCGCUGGUGCGGUCGACGGUGUACGAGGUGCUCCGGACGCGGCCGCCCGUGCCGCUGCAGUUCGGGCGCGCGCGGCAGGACUUCGUGCUGCGCUCCCACGGCGGCGAAGGGUUCGCGGUGGCGCGGGGCGAGAUGCUGUGCGGGUACCAGCCGCUGGCGAUGCGCGACCCGGCGGUGUUCGACCGGCCGGAGGAGUUCGUGGCGGACAGGUUCGUCGGGGAGGAAGGGGAGAAGCUGCUGAGCUACGUGUACUGGUCCAAUGGCCCCGAGACGGAGGACCCCGCGCUGGGCAACAAGCAGUGCGCCGCCAAGGACGCCGUCAUUGCCACCGCCUGCAUGCUCGUCGCCGAGCUCUUCCGCCGCUACGACGACUUCCAGUGCGAAGGCACAUCCUUCACCAAGCUCCAUAAGCGGCAGCCCAGCUGAACUACUGAUGGAGUUCAUCAGUACGUCCACGUCAGCUGCAUCUAGUAGGAAAUGACUAGCUCCAUUUUUUUUUUGUUUUCGCUCGACUUCUCCCAGCAAUAGGUCUAUCAGGUGAGCUUGGUAAAUAAGAAAAUAAAUCUCUCUCCAUGUAUCUGUAAGGAUUCAGUCCAUUCUGGUGGUAAAU
Messenger RNA from Lolium rigidum, 1658 nucleotides. RefSeq names its product linolenate hydroperoxide lyase, chloroplastic-like. Gene Ontology annotation, molecular function: monooxygenase activity; heme binding; oxidoreductase activity, acting on paired donors, with incorporation or reduction of molecular oxygen. Lineage: Eukaryota; Viridiplantae; Streptophyta; Magnoliopsida; Poales; Poaceae. The record is from RefSeq and is a predicted model, not a curated record. The transcript has a single exon. Bases 20 to 1474 code for a protein of 484 amino acids. Gene Ontology annotation, biological process: sterol metabolic process.